AUGCGUGGGCACAGCAGUCUUUUUCCGUUUGGCCUCCUCGCCUCCUGCUCGGCCUCCUGGAAGGUGGCUUUGAUGGCGCCGAAGCGGAGAACCUCGGGGGAGGGGGGAAGCAGCAAGGCGUCAAAGACUACAGAUGCUAAGCUUCCUUCUAUCCCGGCAGACUCUGCCAAACUGCCGCACAUGAAACUCUUCAACGAGUACUUGGACGUGUUGAUCAAAGACCAUGGAACCUUCGACGCAUACCUGGCCAAGCAACUGGAUACGAAGGAAAAGCGAAUCGAGUUCUACCAGUAUUUGGAUGAUUUCUUCCCACCCGAUCCCAGCGAGACAUAUGCUACUGAGAAGUCCUUUGCAGCACCAGGACCUCAUGUUCUCAGGUGCUGGAUGCUCCCGUAUCGCACAGACUAUGGAUUGCGCGGCACAUCAGACGUGGAUGUGCAAAGGUUGCUAUCGCAACUAAUCAUGCUGAACGGGCUGUGCACAAAUUCAGAUGUGCCCGGUACAGAGAAGAUGGUGGUCACUUCGUUGGAUGAUGGGUGGCUCAAAAGCCCAAGGAACUUUUUGUCUGUGAGCGACAUUGGCGCACACAAAGGUCUCCUGCCUCCUGAGAGCGACUUCAUGGUCAAGGGCUGGAACAGAGGAGUCUGCGGAAUCAUUUGCAUGCUGGCGGCCGUGGAGUGUGAGGAUCUGCGGAAGGCUAUGCCAGACAGUGUAACAAAGUCAUUUUCCAGCAUCUAUUGCACAAAGAUCUCGCCAGACAUUUCUGAAGCGAUCAAUUGUAAUAGAGGAGUGACGUUGACAAGCACAUCAAUCAGGAGAAGGCCUAAUGCGUUCAAUCUCGUCCAUCAAAUGCAAGCGAUGCAGCGGGGAGGGUACAGUGGUGAAACCGCAUUGCAGAACUUACAGGUGCUGAACAAUGCAGCUUCAUUUGCCGCUGCUUACCAAAUUGGUCGCACAGAGGCUGGUGCAGCGACGAACCUUCUGACGGCGGUUUCGGAGAGCACCCGGGAGCAGUUGAUGGAGCUAGUCAGGAUAUUCGGCCAACCCAAAUUUCUGCUACAGGACCUUGUGGAUACAAUGAUCAAACGCAUGCGGCUGGACUUUGAGUCUCUGAACGCCAAGAUGCGGAAGCCAUGGAAUCAAGUCACGCUUGAACAGCUUCAGCGAGUUUGCGGUGGCUAUUGCGCAGCGAUGGCCCGGUUCAAGGAGCUGGUUCCGAACAAAUACUAUGAUGAUGUGAAUUCAGAGAUCUGUGCAACGUUUAUGAAUCGUCACACCGAUGCCGAUGUGUUGAGCAUGCUGCAGAACUCAGUUCCCCCUAUUGACAUUGGGAGAAUCGAUGUGUUCAAGACCCACCUGGCAAAGUACCACCAGAAGGUAGAUGAUGACAAAGCAACCAAAGCAGCGGAGGGGGGCUGGAUGUCCAGUACCUGA
Molecule: messenger RNA, 1434 nt
Organism: Durusdinium trenchii
Lineage: Eukaryota; Dinophyceae; Suessiales; Symbiodiniaceae
Source: the annotation of a GenBank genome assembly